AUGAUUUAAUAAGAAUAAUUAUCCAUAUUAGAUGGGCUGAAAUAUAUAUAUGAUAAGUAGAUACCUUUACCAGAUAAAAUAUUAGAGAAAUAAACAAUUUUAUUUUAUUUUAAUCUUACAGAAAAUAAUCAAAUUUAAGAGCAAUUAAAACAACUGGUAACAGAAGAAGAAUCUUGGAUUAAUGGUUUCACAGGAAGCUUAAAUACUGAAUCCAAAAAUAAAAACAAAGUAUAUUAUUUUUAUAAUCUAAUAAUUAAAUAAAAUAACAAUCUAGACAUUAAUAUUAAAGAAUUAAUUAGGAUAAGAUUGUUUUUAUAAAAAUAUAUUUCUCUAUUCAAAACUUGUCAUUUUAAAUUAAUUUUUCAUAUGGAUAUUCAAGAAAAUGAUGAAACUUAACUGAAAGAAAAAAUUUUGAUAAAAGCUUAUAAUUUAUUAGAUGGAUUUCGUUUGGAAAUUUCUUAUCUCAUAAUUUUAAAUAGCUAAAACAAUUUUCAAUAUAUAAACAUUAUUUCAAUGAUAUCAGAUUCAAAAAUAAAUUCUUCUAAAAUAGAUUUUCUAGAAAGUCUAAAAAAAAUAGAUUAAACUAUGUUUUCAAAGAUAAAUGAUAUUGAUGAGUAUAAUUUUUUUUUUAAAAAAGAACACAUAACAAUAGGAUUCAAAUCUUAGCAGUAUAUCUAAGAGUAAAUUAAUGUAAUUCUGAAAUCAUUUAACACUUAACUAUAGUAUCUCUAAAACAAUUUAUAAUAAUUAUAGGAAUAUCCAAUUGAUAGUUAAAAUGAAAAUAAAAACUAAAAUGUUAAAGACUAUGAUAAAAAUUUAAAAUUAUUGAUUAAGGAGAUGAGAUAAGUAUUUAAAGGAAAUCCUAUUUUUUUGAAUUUAGUAGACUUAAUCCCUUAAAUAUUGAAUAAGUAUAAAGACAUGAUAAUAGAUAAAUUUAAAUAAAUUUUUGAAACGAAUAGAUAUUUGCAAGAUUAUUUGAAUUCAAAUGAAAAAGGUUUAAUGUAGAUAAUGGAAAAUUUUCAAUUUGAAUUUAGACUUAAUGAAUGUGAUAAAGAAAUUAUGAUAUACUUUUCAGGGUAUUAUGAUGAGGAUGAAUUGCAAUAAACAAUAUUUAAUAUAUAAUAUAAAAUUGAAUACUGGUAUAAGUACUUUGAUGAGCAUAAUCUUUAAAGUUUAACAAUUAUUAGGAGGUUAUUAAAAGAUGCAAAUAUUUUUAAAGAAUUUAAUGAAACAAUUGUAUUUGUAGUUGGACUAACAAAAGUUGGAAAGAGUACCUUCAUAAAUAUAUUGGAUAAUCCAGAAAAUAUUAUUGUAACGAAAGAUAGAAAAUUCGAUGUAAAUAAUUAAAACAACUAAUUUAAAAUUUCGCAUGAAAAUAAUAGUGAAACUUAGAAACUUGAAUAUAAAAAAAUUAAUGAUUACAUCUUAGUAGAUACCCCUGGGAUUUUUGAUACUAAUGAAGACAAUAGAAUUUAUAAUCUUAUCAAUAUUUUCAAAUCAAUAAAAACCUCAAAAAAGUUCAUAAUUGUUGUGUUAAUUGACGGAGAGAAACUACUUGAAAGUAAAAACGAUUUGAUAACAACAAUUUAAAAUAUUGGUUCAAUGCUCCCUGAUGAAAUUAUCUAUUCAGCUUUGAAUUCUAUUAUACUUCCUGUUUUCACAAAAUUAAAGAAUAAAUCUACUCUGGAAGAAAUUAAAAAGAAUUGGUAAUCUUAAACUAUGUAAUUUAUUAAUAAUGACAAACUUUAAAAAUUUUUAAAAUCUAUUAAAGAAUAAAUUGAUAAUGGCGAUUAUUUAUAAAUUUAUGAUGUUUAAUUCUAUUCCUAAAGUAACCUUGAAAAAAUAAAGCAAGAAAGAGAUAAAUUUUAAUAGGAAGGAAAUGAAUAUUUUAUAAAAGAUAAAAUAAAUGAAUGUAUGGAAAAUAUUCAAAAAGUUUAAGAAUUAAAUCUUCAGAUAUAAUAAAUAGAAAAUAAUGAAGAAAUUUAUACUACAAUCCUGAUCUUGAAAAAUUUAAAAAUAUUAAAAGAGAGGUUUUCGAAAAAUGUUCAAUAUUAAAAGAUAAACAAAAUAAUAUUUAGAGGAUAUAACUGGAUUUUAAAUUAGAAAUACCAGAUAAUUAAAAGACUCAUUUUGA
This is a messenger RNA of Paramecium sonneborni, 2134 nucleotides long. The record is from the annotation of a GenBank genome assembly. Lineage: Eukaryota; Ciliophora; Oligohymenophorea; Peniculida; Parameciidae.